This is a messenger RNA of Aspergillus chevalieri, 426 nucleotides long. RefSeq lists its product as uncharacterized. The transcript has a single exon. NCBI's taxonomy places the organism in Eukaryota, Fungi, Ascomycota, Eurotiomycetes, Eurotiales, Aspergillaceae. The record is from RefSeq and is a predicted model, not a curated record. Bases 1 to 426 code for a protein of 141 amino acids.
AUGUGCCACGUCCAACGCGUAAUAAACACCUGCGGCCACCGCAACGACCACGUCUCGCUCUCCUGUCGAUUUGCCAAAGCCGGCCACAACCUGGCAAGUCCUAUCAGUGAUCCGACCUCCAAUCUUUCUCAUACCAUGGCUACCACAAGUACGAGUACGAGCACCAGCACCAGCACCAGCGCCGCGGCAACUGCCACUACUACUGUCACAACUAUAACCACUACCACUACUACAAACCCUACCGUGGCCGGCAGCAAUGACAACAGUAAUGGUAGCGUUGUGAAUAGUGCUGGCGCUUGCCCUGCUAUCCAACACCGUGGAUUCCACGCUUAUACCGAGCCCUAUUGCAUCUAUGCAUCUAUCCGGAUACUGGACUCGCCGGCUGGUUUUAUGUGCAUGGUAGAAGGAUGUGGAAGAGCGGAUUAG